Molecule: messenger RNA, 4149 nt
Organism: Amyelois transitella
Lineage: Eukaryota; Metazoa; Arthropoda; Insecta; Lepidoptera; Pyralidae
Gene: p130CAS
Product: breast cancer anti-estrogen resistance protein 1
Exons: 9
Coding region: 496-2289 (597 amino acids)
Biological process (GO): cell migration; cell surface receptor protein tyrosine kinase signaling pathway
Cellular component (GO): cytoplasm; plasma membrane
Molecular function (GO): protein binding
Source: RefSeq, a predicted model, not a curated record
CUCGAUAACCGCACUACGGGCGUGUGGCGGCACGUGUCCAUGUGGUCCGCCGUAAGGGCCCGAGAGCUAGGACACAGAUGAAGGAGGCUGGCUUGCGACCCCGAGCCGAAGCGACGGGGUCGGCAACGAAGGCGCGGGGUGAGAUGCGCGCGACGGCCGCGCGGUGGCGCGCCAGUCGCAUGCUCGCGCCUAUCGGGGCGGCUGCCAGUUCGGUGUCUCGAUUCUGUACCCGCUUCUCACGCACCCGUAUUCUGUUUUGAACUGUUCUGGAAUUGUUUUUAUUUUAUUUAGUGCUCUUUUGUGCUUCAGUUGAGUUGCAAUAGUGGUGGAGGAGAUAGACUGAGGUGGAUAUAUUUUUUUGCGAAAAGUGUUUUUCUUGUUUGUACGAGGGAGUUUGAGGAGCCGGCAUCGGGCGGGCUCCGGUCGUAGUGGCAAGUCGGUGGAUGGUGCGGCGCGGGCGGGCGCCGGGGUGCGGCCGGCGGCGCCGCUAGCAAAAUGUCGAUACCCCUGGGCCGGGAGACCGUGCUCCCCACGCAGUGCAUGGCGCGAGCAUUAUACGACAACAUAGCGGAGUCGCCUGAUGAGCUGGCCUUCCGUCGCGGCGACCUUCUCACCGUGCUAGAGCAGAACACGGGCGGCAGCGAGGGGUGGUGGCUUUGCUCUCUCAGAGGGAGACAGGGAAUAUGUCCGGGAAAUCGAUUACGGGUAGUCGCAGGUGUGUUCGACGCGAGCAGCGCGAUGCAGAGGCGGCGUGCGCGUGCGCCGGCACCAGUGGCGCACCAGCCGAUGCCGGCGCAGCAGUCGCCGGCUUUUACUAAAAUUGAAGAGUGUUCCCUGUAUGAUGUUCCCCGAGCUCCAAUGCCAGUGCAGCGCAUCGCUACAUAUGACAGUCCGCGGCCAGUUCCCGUGGCGGACUGGUACGACGCACCCAGGGCUCCAAGGCCUGCCAGCGCGGACUCCGCUUGUAGUGGCACCGGCUCCCUAACCUCGGCCACAUCAAGUGCAUCAGCUAACUCUGGAAGCUCUGCACAUUCAGCCGCCUCGGCUUCGAGUACUUAUGACGUGCCGAGGUCGAGAGCGCUACCCUUGCCGUGUGAUGCAGCAUUGGAAGCAUUGGAAAGAUUACAGGAGGAAGCGUCAGCAGCAGUAUCGCGCUUGCUAUCGUACGUGACUCCGGGCUGGCGGCGGCGAGGCGCGCUCCGGCCGCGGGUGUUGGACGUCCGCGUGGCGGGCGCCAGGCUACGAGCGGCGCUGCACGACCUGGCUGUGUUUGCUGACGCUACGCUCGCUAAUGCGCACGAUGCACAAGACAAAGGUAUCGCAGUCAAACUAAGGCCGUUGGUUAAGGCUUUAAAAGACGCAGAGCGAAUAACACACGAGGCCACCAGCGCUCUGGACGCAGGGGACUGGGCGCCAGACCGGCUAGAAAGGGAUAGAGAACCCACAGAUGGGACUUUGGAUGCGUUGGACCAGUUGGUCGCGUGUGCCAGGUCCCUUACAGAAGACGUUAGGAGAGCAGCAUCGUUUAUCAAUGGAAAUGCGUCGCUACUAUUCAGACGAUCAGCAACCGUUCCUGAGCACGAAUGGACGGAGGAGUACGACUACGUGCGGUUAGAGUCGCGCACAGCAGUAGGCCGACGGAAUGCGGAGAUCCGGGCCGCGUUGCCCGACAAACUCAGGGCUUCCUUUGAUGCGCUUGUACGGGAUGCGGACCAUGCUGGAGAGGUGAGCGCUGUCGCAGCCGCGACGCGAUUGCCGCCGGACGAUCGUCAACUAGCGGCGUUCUACGCAGCGCAGACAGCGACGUACGGCGCGCACUUGGCGACCGCUGUAGAGGCGUUCCUACGGACCAUAGAAAUGGGCCAGCCUCCAGACGUGUUCCUGGCUCAUGGAAAGUUCGUGGUGUUGAGUGCGCAUCGGAUAGUUCACGUUGGGGACACUGUGCAUAGGAGCGCCCACCACGCAGGCUUAAAAGCAAGAGCGCUAAGAUGUUCAGAUGCACUCUCCGACGCAUUAGCUACAACCGUAGCGAAGACGAAAUCCGCCGCGCAACAGUUCCCUUGCGCAAGCGCAGUCGCGGAAAUGGCCGACGCUGCAAGAACGUUAGCCGCCAGAGCGCAAGAGUUAAGAAGGGUGUUAGUGCGAGCUGCGGACCCUCCCCCCGCGCCCGUCGCCUCCCCUCUCACCCCCGCCACAACAGUCCCCCCUUCCACUGCCACUACUCCAUUGACGCCCCUCACACCACACAAUAAUCCCAGCAUUCCGUCAUUGGCGACUCUGCAGAUAUAAAAAUAGCCUUAGAGACAAACGCGAUGUGAUUAUUUCAGAAAAGUGCAAGUAAAGAGCGAAAUAGUCCUAGAUUGCUUUAGAAUAAGAAUCAAGUGCGAUCUAUGGCUGCGUUGAGUUAAACUCAACUAGGGCUUCAAACAAAUAGAAACGCGCCGAGUGAUAUUGACAGAAUUAAGUUGAGCGCCCGACGUACAAAAGAAAAACAUUGAAUACCUACGUUGGGAAAAAAAACUAUUAAUUUUAGGUCAAGAGGGUGAGUGCAUUGGUCAACCCUGCAGGACAAAGAUUCCAAAACGCAGGCGUUAAUAAUAAUGGAAGCCAGGAGUGUCUUCCUAUACCAUGAGCAAUGGUCGUGCUUUUAGCACUGUAUUACCAAAGAUAUCUUUAUGUGACACAACGUAGACUGCCGAUUAAGACGAUAACCAAGUUUCUAUUAGACAUUAAUAUACUUACUAACGAAGGCUGCCAUUAGUUUUCUUUGAACGAAGUUUACAUACUUGUACAGUAUUACCACUUUUGUAAGUCGCCUUGGCAAUAUUCGACGGCACAGAAUAGUGCAACCUACCGCCAAAUCAAAACGAAUGAAACCCCAAUAAAAUAACGACCUUAUUAGAAGUAGGUACAUUAAACUUAAAAACCAAAAACAAAAUGUCUCUUGCAUCUCGCUCAUAAAAGUAGUACAAUAACGGACAAUUGAGUUCGCGGGUUCCAAUGGCGCGUUUUGAUAAGCGCAAACGCCCAAAUAUUUUCGCGCCAUUCGAAAAUUAAGACUACUGCGGUCGGUUUACCUUAUAAAGUGGUUAUACUGUAAAGUGAGUUUUUGAUUGGAUGCUCAUUUGCUGUAGUGAGUUGAGUUGUCCGUCCAGUUUUUUACAAUUUUGCAACAGUGUCGUUUAUUAUAUUUGUAGUAAAUGUGGAUUUUACGCGACAGUUUAGUCGUGGCUAGUUUACAACGAUAUAAGAGAACCAUUCGUAAGUACAAAAACUAUUAGGCUAAGUGAAAAUGGCAGCGUAUGGACGUAAUAGUGAAUUCGGUGGCUUUAUCACAAAUUAAAAAAUCGCGACAGCAAACUGUUAAAGGGAAAUUUCCAUGGGAUUGUGAAAGAUACAUACACAAUUGAUGAAUUAUAUAUAUUCUUGAAGUUAUCUCUAAAAGUAUAAAGAAGCUAGUAAUCGAAAUUUUCGAUCAACUUUCUUACACGUGGCCAUUUGAACUUAAUAUGGAUUUUAACCGCUUUAUAAAUUUAACAAUUUUAUAUUGUACUUAGUGACUAAGUGCGUUUUACACGCCUUUAGUAGUGUGUAUUCAUGUAACAUAAGUUUAUACAAAAUCAAUGUCUUCUUAUUGUUAGAGCCAUCUGUUGGCUGAGCUAAUUAAUUUAAACAGUAUAAAUUGUUAGACAGACGGUUUAUGUUUAAUGCGACAAUAUUUAUUAGUCCUGUUUUAUUUCAUUUCCUCUAUGCCUACUUUUUUAUACAUUGCAUAUUUGCAAAUAAAACUUGCAAAACUUUAUGUUAUUAAAAUAAAGUUUACAUAAAUAUGUAAUCAAAUUCGAACUAGAACAAAAAAUACCACAUUUCAUUAAGUGUUAAAAUGUACCUAUAAAAUAGCGAUUUAAUUAUUUCUGUAAAAAUCGCUAAGUAGUUGAAUUGAAUAAAAUAAGUACAUCAUCAUUCACAAAUAUAAGGGUACAUUCAAACACAUUGAGCCUUUACUGUUUUAAGUAUUAAUUAUACGGCAGUGGUAGCCAUAUAAGACACCAAAAAAUUAACCUUAUGUCGCAAUUUCAAGGUUCCUAAUUGCAUAUGGAGAAUAUAAAUUGAUAAACAACUUUUUUUAGCUUAAUGUGUUGCUCUCGU